AUGCCCCCUUCCCAUCCCACCAUCGAACCCGGUGACCACAAAGCCUACAUGGAAUACGCCCUCACCCAAGCGCACAAGAACGAGAUCCUAUCCACCGGCUACUCCAUGGAACUCCCCGGCGACCGACCCGGAGAUCCCGGCAACACGCACGCCGAACACUGCUGCUUCAUCAAAGUUGCCGACAAGCACAACUUCCCCGAAGAGCGGAUCGGUCAGGUGUUGUUUCCGAAUACGGUCCUCUCUACCACGAUGGAACCUUGUAAUAGGCGGUUGAGUGGGAAUCGGACUUGCGUUGAGAGGAUCCUGGGGCUGGCGGGUGCGAUUAGAGUCGUCCAUGUUGGGAUGAAGGAGCCGGAGACGUUUAUUGGCGAGAAUGUGGGGAUUAGGAGGCUGAGGGAUGCGGGUGUCAGGGUUGAGGUUGUGGACGGGAUGGAGGAGAGGAUUGUUGAGGUGGCUACUGCUGGGCAUUAGACUGGACGGGGUUCUGGUCACUAGGGUAGGACUUAUGAUCGCGAUGAGACAUCGCUAUAGUGGCGGAUUUUCGGUUAUAGGUUCAUCGCUUUUCAGUGUCCAAGACGGGAUACGGCGGCUUCGAGUAUCCGGACAACAACAAGAAUCAGUCACAGAGAAGAUACUUUGCUUCAUACCCCCUUUAUCAGUACACGCCGAUACCUUGAACGACAAGUUCGCCUUUCGCUAGCUUUCUUCGACUCGCCGGGUCUGGGAUAAUGGUUAUUGCAUCGCACCAAGUCAACUCCAAUUGGUUGCUCUCUUUCUUAUGGUCGUUAUACGUCGUGCAUCCUUAGCAGCACUUACAUGCUGCCAUCCGAUACCAAUGGACCCUUGCUGUCAAUAAUUCGAG
Messenger RNA from Aspergillus heteromorphus CBS 117.55, 862 nucleotides. Its product is annotated as putative DRAP deaminase. The coding region runs from base 1 to 471 and encodes 156 amino acids. Gene Ontology annotation, molecular function: catalytic activity. NCBI's taxonomy places the organism in Eukaryota, Fungi, Ascomycota, Eurotiomycetes, Eurotiales, Aspergillaceae. The record is from RefSeq and is a predicted model, not a curated record. The transcript is spliced from 2 exons.